Messenger RNA from Sungouiella intermedia, 1485 nucleotides. The record is from the annotation of a GenBank genome assembly. NCBI's taxonomy places the organism in Eukaryota, Fungi, Ascomycota, Pichiomycetes, Serinales, Metschnikowiaceae.
AUGCCCGGAAUUCCUCAUAUCGCAAAUGCUCUUGCAAAAAGAGCAUCGACGGACCUCGAAGAGCAAACUUCGACUCUUGUAGCCACCGACAUGGCCUACAUCAUGUUUUGUGCCUUUGGUGUUUUCUUGAUUACACCGGCCAUUGGAUUGUUCUAUGGAGGGACUUUGAAGAGAAAGAAUGUGGUGCAAAUUUUGUUCCAGAGUUACAUGACAACGUGUGUUGUCGUUGUAAUUUGGUACUUACUAGGUUACUCAUUGGCGGCAUCGCCUACUUCUACCUCCAAAUUAAUUGGAGACUUCAACAAUGCCGCAUUGUACAAUGACGAGGCCAAACCAUUGAUCGAAGGUGGAAACCUUCCAUCUGUUAUUAACUUUUGUUUCAAUGUUUUCUUCCCAGUUGCAACUGUACAGAUUUUUCUUGGUUCCAUUGGGGAAAGAGGUCGAAUUCUUCCUUCUUUGGUUGUUGGUGCCAUCUGGACCAUUGUUGUCUACAGUCCAUUGGCCUUCUGGGUUUGGGGUCUCAAUGGAUGGUUGUACAACUGGGGUGCCUUGGAUUUCGCUGGUGGUGGACCUGUCCAUAUUGCAUCCGGUGUUGCCUCCUUGUGUUACUCCUGGUAUCUUGGUCCAAGAGGUCAACCAGGAAAGAGAGUCGGUAAGAUCACUGAAUCUAGGGGCCACUCCACUCUCACCACUUUCAUUGGUGUCACGUUGAUUUGGGCUGCCUGGUUCUGUUUCAACUCUGGAACUCUCUUAUCUGUGAAUGUGAGAACUGGUUAUAUUUUUAUGAACACCAUUCUUGCUUCUUCUUUUGCUUGUCUUGCCUAUACCAUCACGGACAAACUCAUCUCUGGUAAGUUCUCCAUGCAAGCUGCUUGCGAAGGUACUAUUGUUGGCUUGGUGAACAUCACACCUUCUUGUGGUUUCUACUGGCCCUGGGCUGCUGCUUUGACUUCGAUUAUCAACGGUGUUCUUUGUCGUUUAAUCAUUAGACUCAACCACUGGGUUGGAAUUGAUGACUACUCUCUCUCUGGAGUGGUUCAUGGUGCUGGAGGUAUCAUUGGAGGCACUUUGACUGGUAUUUUUGCAACAAAGACCGUGGCAGGCUACGAUGGAAUUACUGAGAUUUCUGGAGGUUGGAUCAACGGUAACUUUAAACAGCUUGGAAUCCAGAUCGCUUCAUGGGCUGCUAUCGUCGCCUGGACUUUUGUCUUCACCAUGAUCAUUUUGUUCCUUGUGGACAAGAUUCCUGGCUUGAAGUUAAGAGCUUCUGUUGAAGGCGAGGAUAUGGGUAUGGACUUGUUUGAGAUGGCAGAGACUGCUGACGAAUUCGGAAAUGACUACGAGGAAUUCUUCAAGAAGAACGCACACGUUUUGAGAGUUUUAUUGGACCGCUAUGACGCUGGAAAUGUGGAGAUCCUUGAAGGAACCUCUCCCGAUUCUUCUUCGGUGGUGGAUAUUCAAGUGAUUAACCAUGAGAAGGUUUAA